UUCUUCGCUGACAAAUUAAUCGGUCUCAGGAUACGAGCCAAGAGAGCACGUUCCUUCUUAUUUCUUCCCUUAAAGCACAUUUAGCACAAAGCACACGGGCUUCCCUUUAAAUUAUAUAUAUUUUUUUGUUAAAGUGUUCAUACUUAAAUAGAAAAGCUUUACCGAGAAAAUAGUUCUUGGAAAUUUCCACUGGAGAAAGUAUUCUUCAGUCAUUUUAAUUAAAUGCGUUUAAUUUGGUUUGGUUUGGCUGUGUUCGUCCAACUGCCGAGCUUCAUAUUAGCAGUUUGUGAUGGAAAUCAAUUUUCGUGCAAGAAUGGACACGAAUGUGUGGCUGCUAAGCAACAUUGUGACCACGUGAUCGACUGCAACGAUGGAUCUGACGAAUUAGAAUGCACUUACCCGUGCCGAAGUCCUCACAUGAAACAAUGCAAGGAUGGACAUUGCAUCGCCAUGUUUUUCUUCUGUGACAGGGAGAAUGAUUGUGGAGACUGGUCAGAUGAGCUCAACUGCACUGGGACGUCGUCUGGCCUAACACUGAAUUGCCCAUCCAACACAUUCCACUGUGAGGGUCAAGUGUGCAUCCCUCAAAAUUGGGUGUGUGAUGGCAUGGAUGAUUGCUCUGAUGCGAGGGACGAGUUGCAUUGUAACAAAACAAUAGAGUGCAAGAACGGAUUCCAGUGUGGUAAAGAGUGCAUCUUAAACCAGUGGGUCUGUGAUGGUGUCACAGACUGUGCUGAUGGAUCCGAUGAAAAAGAAUGUGGUCCUGAAGCAUUCAUGAACCACAGUUGUUUACCUGAACAUGGCUGGUUCAGUUGUCUCAGCAAAGGAACUCAAAAAUGUAUGCCCAUUAGCCGUGCUUGUGAUGGUUAUGCAGAUUGUGACGAUCGGGCGGAUGAAGGAGGCCAGUGUAAUUCGACUUUAAACUGCUCAAACAGUACACGCUGCCCAAACGAAUGCCAUAAAACUCCUCGUGGUCCUAUCUGCUCGUGCCCCUCAGGCUAUCAGCUCAAUGGAACGACUUGUGUUGAUAUCGACGAAUGCUCUAUGGAUCCACCCAUGUGCAGCCAAAAGUGUGCGAAUAGCCAAGGAGGAUUUGAAUGUUCUUGUUCUUCCGGUUAUACUGUUGGCACCCGUGACAAGAGAAGUUGCAUUGCUAAUGGGCCAGAACCAAUGCUACUAAUUACAACUGAUCGAGAUAUUCGCUACAUCUCUCUACCUUCCAAAGAGUAUGGGCUCGUUCAAUCAGGCAUUUCCCAAGCGCACGGCGUCGCAGCUGACUAUGAAGAUGGAUUCGUCUACUGGAAUGAGAAGAGCAAGGACAAGGCUGGUAUUUACAAAUCCAUGUUGGACGGAUCAGCUUUCCAGUACGUUGUUUCGGUCGGUGUGGAGAUGGUUGAAGACUUGGCGAUCGACUGGGUCGGAAGACACAUUUAUUUUGUGGACUCUGGUCGGAAGCACGUCGUCGUUUGCGACUUCCAUGCUACCAUUUGCAGUGUUGUCAUUAGUGGACAACUAGAGAAACCUCGUGCCGUGGCCGUCUAUCCUGAAGAAGGUUUGCUUUUCUGGUCUGACUGGGGUUCUAGUCCACACAUUGGUUCUGCCGGCAUGGAUGGAUCGCAGCGGACAAACGUCAUCACAAAAGACAUUAUCUGGCCUAAUGGAUUGGUUGUGGAUGAAACCAUUCAACGCAUUUAUUGGGGAGACGCUAAACUUAAUCGCAUUGAAAGUUCGAAGAUUGAUGGAUCUGAUCGUAAAAUCCUUCCCGUUAAAGUGACCCACCCGUACGCUCUCGACAUCUUUGAAAACAACAUCUUUUGGUGCGAUCCUCUGGAGCACGAAGUUCUUUCCGUCAACAAGUUUACCGGCAAGGAUUACAAGAUUCUGAUCAAGGAAGCUUCAUUAACUCCGACUGGCAUUCACGUUCAUCAUCCUUCCAAGCAAAGUCAUCUCACCGACCCCUGCCGAAACGUGAUUUGCAGCCAUCUCUGUCUUCUUUCACCAACCGUACAAGGCUACAAGUGCUCCUGCCCUGUUGGAAUGAGUCUGAACAAAGAUGGCCGUACCUGCGAGUCUAUUUCUGCCCAUGAGUCUUCCAUCGUCAUCGCAACUUUCAGCGACAUUUAUCGCUUGACUCAUCACCAGAUUGGCAAGGAUUCCAUCCUUCGUCUGCCUACGCGUAACGUGGAAAACAUCGGUGCAUUGGCGUACAACCCCUUGGGCCACUCAAUCGUCUACAGCGACAUGAUCCAGAGGACCAUCUACUCGAUGCACUUGGAUACUUAUCGGCAGACGGUCCUAUUCGAAAACGUCGACAUGGUUGAGGGAUUGGACGUGGAUCCUUUCACGGAGAACAUUUACUGGACGGAAGUUACUCGGGGAACUGUCGUAGUUGGUCAAAAGAAUCACGAAGGUGUUUACGAACGACUAGUAUUGGCCCGAGAUCUUUACAGCCCGCAAGGUAUCACCAUUGGAUCCCAAUCCGGCAGGAUGUUCAUCGUCGAGGGCCGCAUCAGUCACGUCAUCAGCGUCUGGCAUAUGGAUGGUACUAACCGACAGGAGUUGGUUCAAGUUUAUGGAACUGUAUCGGCGAUGGCUUACGACGGCAAACAUCUCUACUUCAGCGACUCCCUGCGAGGUACAAUUGAACGGAUCGAAGUCAACGGUGAAAAUCGAACCAUCCUUCGCUCUCAUCUGGGCACUCCGGUUGCCAUGGACGCCAGCUCAGAUUCCGUUUUUUGGCUGACUCAAUCCUCUACUCGGAUCAGCUGGUUGAACAAGCAAGAGACGAAAACUAUGCGCGGCUUCGUAAUCGACGCUUCCGACGACAUAAACGUUCAGUAUCGUUUGAUGUCAGUUAUUGAUCUUUUCGAUUUCAACAGUCACGAUCAUCAUUGCCUGGGGCAUACUGGAGGUUGCAGCGACAUUUGCGCACCAACACCUGAUGGAGUCACUUGCCUAUGUCCAUUGGGUAAAGUAUUGGGAGAAGAUAAACACGUCUGUACUAAAGCCGACUGCGUUGGUGAUGAAUGGUUUACAUGUCAAACCAGUUGUAUUCCCGCCAAGUUCCGAUGCGAUGGAGUCAACGAUUGUACCCUAGGUGAAGAUGAGCUCCAGUGCCGCAACACGACGACAGAAGUAGGUUGUACCAGUUCACAGUUUCAAUGUAAAAACGGAGGAUGCGUUUCGAUCCAUUUCUACUGUGAUGGAGACGCCGACUGUCAAGAUCGAUCCGACGAGCCUGAUUCCUGCCCUCCGUACGUAUGCCUGGGAGAGGGCGAAUACUCGUGUCCUAAUCAACAUCACUGCAUUCCUCGUUCGGCCGUUUGUGAUGGUCAAGCGGAUUGUAUCGACAAGUCGGACGAAGCUAAUUGUUCCAGCACUCAUUCCAUGUGUUCAUCGACGCAGUUCUAUUGCUCCCACAGUCACAUUUGCAUUCCUCUUACUUGGGUGUGCGACAGAGAUUCAGAUUGUCAACAUGGAGAAGACGAGGACAGCAGCGUCUGCGAUAGUGUCGUCAACAAACCGCCUUGUCCACUGAACUAUCUGCGAUGCCCACAACGUCCUGACUGCAUGCCAAGGAUGGCUCUUUGCAACAGCAUUGCCGAAUGCGAACAUGGUACUGAUGCAGAGCUUUGCGCUAAAUUGAACGAUUCGUUUGUCGAGACGGAAACCGAAAGACCAGAUUGUCUCUCGUCACAGUAUAAUUGUUUCUUGGGUUCAAACGAAUGCAUUCCCAUCGCUUCAAGAUGCGAUUGUCGGUUUGAUUGCACCUUUGGGGAGGACGAAGAAGGCUGUGAUAAUCUCCCAUUCUCUUGCAAGAAGGAUCUCUUUAGAUGCCCCAAUGAAAUGCGUUACAUCAACAUCUCUUGGGUUUGCGAUGGUUUGUCGGAUUGCUCCAACAGCGCUGAUGAAGCACUUCUACUCUGCCCUGCUAAUGUAUCCACAUCGUCCACCUCAAAAACUACAAUCACUCCUUCCUGCUCAGCAACCGAUUUCAUGUGUCUUAGUGGCGAAUGUGUUCAGGCCAGCUCGGUGUGUGAUGGUAAAUUUGAUUGCUUCGACGGAACUGAUGAAGGAUCUGGUUGCGCCAAAUCGUGCCAGAAUAAUGGCCAAUGCCCACAGAUUUGCGUUCCAGGACCGAUGGAGCCAACUUGCCUCUGCGAACCUGGAUACGAGUCGUUGAACAAUGGCAAACAAUGUGCCGACGUCGACGAAUGCGCAUUUGAGAAUAAAUGUUCACAAUUUUGCAACAACACCAAGGGAGGAUAUCGCUGUUCGUGCGCUUCCGGUUAUAGUUUGGAGCCUGAUCAAAUUACCUGCAAGGCUGCCAGUGGUCGUCCCAUGCUGAUCGUAGCCACCAAUCAUCACGUUGAGAUCCUGCUCAACAGUGAUAUAGCUUCUAGUCGCUUUCUAGUCCAGUCUGUUCCCGCUAUCAAGGGCAUUGCUUACCACGACAAGAUGUCUACGCUGUAUUGGAUUACCACCGAAGGUGUCAGCCGGAGUAACAGUGGAGGACAGUCGCUCAUCUACAAAAUCAACGAUCUUAUUCCUAGUGGACUGGCUUUGGACAAAGCUACGGGUAAUAUCUACUACAGUGCUCUGAAGAAUGCUUCCCGCACCGGUCAAGAUCAGUCCGUCAUCAGAGUCAUCGCCAAAUCCCUGGAAGCCGAAGUUAAUAUCAUCACUACCCAGUCAAUUAUCACAGAUAUCGCCUUGGACAGUCAAAAGGGUAUCCUGUUUUGGUCGGAACACACCAAACCUUACACUGGACGAAUUGUUCGUGCAACCAUGGACGGACGUUCUACCAUGUGGUUGUAUUCGAUUGACAAGAUCAUGUAUCCGACUGCCAUCACCGUGGAUUCCAUCAAGUCACGUAUCUACUGGACCGACAUCACACUCCAAUCCAUUUCCAGCUGUGACUACAAUGGAUUGAAACAAAGACAAGAAAUUGGAAUUACAAAUGGACAGCCCUUGUCAAUCACCUUUUUCGAAAAUCGCCUCACCUGGAGUCUCCGCGAUCAAGACAUUCUCUACAGCCAUGUGAUAAACGGAAGCACUACCUCACAGCACAAGCUUCACGAAAAAGUCACCCACAUCGUCACAGUUCAUUCCCUUUUGGAACCGGAAUUGCCCAACCACUGCGCGUUUUCUCCUUGCAACAAUGGAAUUUGCGUGCUUAAAAACAGUUCUAGCUUUACAUGUCAUUGCCCUAUUGGUGUUACUGUCGUUACCUCCAAUCCGUUCAAGUGUUCCGGCAAAUCUCCCGAGGUGGUCACGAUCACGCCAAGCAGCGAAUUCGGAAUUAACCCAGACUUUGUUGAGACCCCUUCCAGCCCUGGUGUAACAGUGGCCUCGAUUCUUAUCUGCUUGGCUGUCUUAACGAUCUUGGCCAUUUUGGGAUGGGUUUACUACCGCAGGUGGCGUCGCACAAUUGGUUCACCGCUCAAGUUCCGCUUCCGCAAUGCUUUGGGAUUAACUGAAGAAAGUACAGCUUGGGAAGAAAGUGUCGACUAUGGUGAUCGCAAGAGGCUUUUCAUUAAAUCGGAUGAGCCAGAUGACCAUGGAUGUGGACCACAGGUGAUGGUUGAUCAAAACGAUAACCGAACGACAGUCACUGCAACACCAGGAGGUACUCGACGAUUUCCUGCGGACUCUGCCUAUACCAACCUUCCAUCCAUCCAGCAGUCUUUGGGUAAGAGUCAUACAACGGAAGAUCAUCAACCACAACAGCUUUUACCCGCCACGUAUUCUAUGCAAGAUCAGCUUUUAGCCAGCGAGUUGUGAUUGAUGCAUGCAUGAUGAUUCCAUUGUUUUAAUUUGUCCGUCUCUUGCACUUUUUUUGUAUUCCUUCUAUUCACGUUUUUUGUUUUAUGUUCAUGUUUGUAUAAAAAAAAAUUAAUUGCCCGUAUUGUUGGUGCUGUUGCGCUCAAUCUACAUUCUACAAUAUAUUUUUCUCGAUUCAUA
Molecule: messenger RNA, 5964 nt
Organism: Daphnia pulicaria
Lineage: Eukaryota; Metazoa; Arthropoda; Branchiopoda; Diplostraca; Daphniidae
Product: low-density lipoprotein receptor-related protein 2-like
Exons: 12
Coding region: 223-5784 (1853 amino acids)
Molecular function (GO): protein binding; calcium ion binding
Source: RefSeq, a predicted model, not a curated record